UGUGCCUCCCUUCUCAGUUAGAGGGUGCAUCGCAGCGGGAACAUCUGAGUGACCACUACUGCUCUCAUAACAACGUAUUUCAAGAGGAAUCUGCGUCAGAGAUCAGUUCUCAACUGCUGUAUUGCUGGAUUAGGAAGAAUUUGUGACCAAUACAAAAAGUCUGAAAUGUGUGACCACCAAGAAAAAGAACUGAAGCACAAAAAAGCCACCAGCUCAAAAUCUAAACAAGUGAUGCAGCGUCACCAGCACCAAGUCCAUCACCAUCAUCAUUACCAUCACCGGUCUGAUGACAACACCAGUCAAGACACUCUCUCAACAGUGGACAGUGGCGAUCAUCAUCCGCACCACCAAACUCACGUGGAAAUUGACAAGAGCCAUCCUUCACACCAUCACCAUGGCCACCAUAGGCAAAAGCAUCGUAAUGUUUCUGUUUCAGAAACUUCAUAUGACUCCUCAUCUUCAACGUCUUCUUCAUCAACAUCCUCUUCCUGCUCUUCUUUUUCCUCAUCAUCUUUCUCCUCCUCCUCUUCUUCUUCUUCUUCUUCUUCUUCUUCAUUUUCUUCUUCUUCUACAUCAUCUUCCACCACUUCUAGCCUCUCUACUGGAAACAGUAGCGACUCUUCAGAUAGAUACACUCAUAGGAAGCCCCAGCACUCCCAGUCUUUCACUGACAUUUCUAGGAAACAUCAGUACUUUGAAGAAGACAAUGAUACUGCCCCUUUAAUCAGUAAAAGUGGAAGUCUAAACAGGACUUCUGCUAAAAAGAAAAAACACAUCAGAAAGACAUCCCCCAGCUGCUCUGUUAAAUCAAGCAUACAAAAUCAGCAAACAAGUACAAGAGGUUUAGGAAAUGAUGGAAACUUCCGCAAGACCAAAUCCCUGGAAGAUCUUACAGCACCCAAAGACAAAGGAGGAAAUGAAAGCAAUGAAGGAGAUGAACAGGGGCAGAGCAAAAGUGAAGCUAGAAAGAAUUUAAUGAAAGAAAAAAUGAAGUUUUCUGCCUUCCUUAAUGAGAUUACACGGCAGGUCCUCAGCCCCAUGAGACUUACCUCUCUUGGGGUCACAGAUGCUCAAAGACCCUGGAGUCCAGGACAAGUAUCUGGCAGAUCCAGGGAGACAGACAGCAGCACUGACAAACCCAGACAGCAGAGAAGCCGUGCCGCAAGUGCAGACUCAGUUUGCUCAAGCAGGCAUUCCCAUACCAGCAAGCAUUCCAAAUCCUCUCACCUGUAUAACUCUAAAGCUUCCCAUCAUCCCGGUCACCGUUCUGCAAGUCCAUCUGGUCAUCUGAAGCACAGACGUAGAAGCUGUCACUCAAGGUCCCCAGCUCGUGAGCAUCAAUCUCGAUUACCUUCUCGUAAGCGCUACCACCACCAUCAUUCCAAUAACCAUCACCAUAACCAUGAAGACUGUAACAUCCCAGGUCCUCACCAUCACCAAAGAUAUGACCAUACUACCAGUCAUCACCAUCACCAUAGACACCACAACACACCGCAUCACCAUCAGCAUGGAGACAGGUGUAAUGACCAGCAUCACUGUGCAAACCACAGUCAUAACCAUCAUGAAGAUAAAUGUAGUCCAACUCAUCAUCAUGCAGACAAUGUUAGGACAAUUCACCACCCUCACAGCCAUUCAAACUCUCGCCCCACCACUCCACAUCUGCAUAGACGUCACAGUUCGACCAGUGACAUCGGAGAUCAUCACAGUUCAGUACAUCUGCAUCAUCAUAGUGAACAUAAGGAUAGACCUCAUCACUUUCACUCCCAUAUAGAUCGUCAUCAACCGCAGAAGGACCAUUACAAUGAAACCGAUCAUGUUGACUCCCGUAGUGAAGCUAAUCGGCAUCACCAUGGAGACCCACACAACCCAGACCAUCACCACCAUGGAAAGCGUCAAGGUCCAGGCCAUCAUCAUCAUCGUCAUCACGGAGAUGACCACAGUCCAGGUCACCAUCGUCAUAGAGACCACCACAGUUCAGGUCAUCAUCAAGAUGCAGAGCACCACCAUCAUGGAGACCACCACAAUCCAGGCCACCAUCAUCAUGGAGACCAUCACCGUCCAAACCAUCAGCACAACCAAAACCACCACAUUUCAGACCACCAUCAACAUGUAGACCACCACAGUCCAGGCCAUCACCAUCAUGUAGACCACCACAGUCCAGGCCAUCACAAUCAUGUAGACCACCACAAUCCAGGCCAUGACCAUCAUCACAGUUCAGGUCAUCAUCAAGAUGCAGACCACCACCAUCAUGGCGACCACCAAAGUCCAGGCCAUCAUCACGAUGUUGACCACCACAAUCUAGGCAAUCAUCAUUGUGAAGAUCAUCACAGUCCAAGUCAUCAUCAUCAUCACCACAAAGACCACCAUGGUCUAGGCCCCCAUCACAAUGCAGACCACCACAAUUCAGACCACCAUCAUCAUGGAGACCACCACAGUCCAGGCCAUCAUCAUCACGGAGACCACCACAGUCCAGGCCAUCAUCAUCACGGAGACCACCACAGUCCAGACCAUCAUCAUCAUAGAGACCACCACAGUCCAGGCCAUCAUCAUCAUGGAGACCACCACAGUCCAAACCACCACAGUCCAGACCAUCAUCAUCAUAGAGACCACCACAAUCCAGACCACCACAGUCCAGACCAUCAUCAUCAUAGAGACCACCACAGUCCAGGCCAUCAUCAUCAUGGAGACCACCACAGUCCAGACCACCACAGUCCAGACCAUCAUCAUCAUGGAGAUCACCACAGUCCAGACCAUCAUCAUCAUGGAGACCUCCACAGUCCAGGCCAUCAUCAUGAUUCAAACCACCAUAAUUCAGACCACCAUCAUCAUAGAGACCACCACAGUCCAGGCCAUCAUCAUCAUGAUCCUCAUCAUCACCAUCAUGGAGACAAUCACAGUACAGGUCAUCAUCACCACCAAGACAACCAAAAACUUGGCCAUCAUCAUGAAGCAGACCACCACAAUUCAGACAACCAUCAUCACGGGGACAACCCAAGUCAGCCCCAUCAUCAUGGAGACCACCGCAGUCCAUCCCAUAAUCAACAUCAAGAACACCACAGUUCAGGACAUAAUUAUGAAGACUAUCACACCCCAAGUCAUCAUUCUGCAGAUCACCACAGUGUAGGUCAUCAUCAUGGAGACCAUCACAAUCCAGAUCGUCCUGGAGACCAGAACACUCCAGGCCCUAAUCAUGUACCUGAUCACAGUCGAGGCCAUCAUCAUCAUCAUGGAGACCACCACAGUCCAGAUGACUAUUACAAUUCAGGCCAUGCUCAUGGAGAGCACCACAGUUCAGGCCAUCAUGAUUAUGGAGACCAGAAGACUCAAAUCUAUCAUCAGGGAGAUGAUCACAGUCAAGGCCAUCCACAAGGAGACCACCACAGUCCAGGCCAUCAUCAUGAAGGCCACCACUCUCCAGGACAUCAUUACGAAGAUCAUCACAGCCCAGUCCAUCCUCAUGAAGACCAACACAGUCUAGGUCACCAUCAUGAAGAUCUCCAUAGUCCACGCCAUCACCAUGAAAUUCCCAGCAGUCCAAGCCAUCAACAGACAGACGACCGCAAUCCAGGCCAUAAUCAGGAAGCCUGCUGCAGUCCAGUUUACCAUCAUGAAGAUGACCGUCACAGUCCACGGCAUCAUUAUGAAGACCACUAUAUUCCAGCUAAUCAUGAUGAAGACAACCACAGUUCAAGUGAUCAACACAGAGACCACCACAGUCCAAGCAGUCAGAGUCAUGAUGUUAAAUACCAAACUACAAACCUUCACCAAGACCAUCACACUGAAUCUCAGUCAGAUAUGAGCCUAAAUAGUGACCUUGAACAUAACAUUCUUGAUGACACUCAUACUCAUUUAAAAGAGUACUCUGCUUUUAGUCCACCUUCACGAAAAAAACACGAUUGUCUUGCCAGCACUGAUUCCCGUAGUAAAACUAGUAACCCCUCUGCUCUGGAUGAAGAACGGACAAGUUUCUCCAGCCCACCCCACGUUAAAGAAAAAACACCCGAGUUUGGCAGGAUCAUGAUUCUGCAAAACCAAAAUGAAGGUCUGCAUCAAAGUUUACUGAAUACAGCGGUGAGGGUGGAGUGUUUGGGAGAAGAAUUCAUCAGCAGCCAAAAGAUCCUGGAAAAUGAACUUCAGAGGACACACAUGGAGCUCAGCAACCUCAUGGACAGGUUUAACAGGCUCCAUGAUGAUUGCUCCUCCACACAACAGACCAACAGUCUUCUAGAGCAAAAGCUUCACUCAGUGCUUCAAAGUAUGGAAGCAGAACGGGAAAGGUUGAAUCUGCGCAUCUCAGAACUGACCGAGCAACUGAGUGAUGCUCAAUAUGCCAGCACCAUGGAAGAAAUAAAUGCAACAGCAGGGCUACACAAAAUCAACCUACAUGCUCAUUCUGGUGAUGCCCUCCCUCAGAUGAUUCCUCCAAUCGCUCCCCCUCCGGCUCAGUUUAUGGACACCCAUAAUUAUGGAAAAGAAGCAACAUCUGCUGCGGAGCAGGCUUUAGGAUCGGUUCCAGAAGAGGAGGAAUCUGACUGGUCUGAGGUGGGAGAAGAGACCCCACGCCUCUUACUGAAAGGAUCAAACAGAGGUCAGGUAUGGAGACAGCAAGAAGCAGACUUUGACAAAGACAGCGAGUCAGGAAGUGAGGACCUUAUCGGAAGACACUUUCAACGCCCUCUGCAGAUACCUCAUCUUCAGUUCACCCUUCACAAUGAGUUCAUGCCAUCAUCCCAUGCCAGCACUUUACCUUCUGGCUUCAAGAAUCUGUCUGAGACCAUGCAUAGUGAGGAGAGCUACAGGAUCACCAGCACAAGUUCAAAUGUUAAGUCUGCCAUCCUGAUCCGGUCCGCGAGCCUGGAAGAAAUCCCUCUACCACGCCAUCCUGAAGAGCUCAGAGGAACAGAAGCCAUGAUGAACCUUCAUCAUUCAGCUGACGAAGCAAUUGAGGAUCUCGAUAAUGAAAUCAUUCAUCACUGGAAAAUGAGCAGUGAUAGGGACACAGUUAUCAGAAGGCUGAUGAAGAGCAGAGGACCCGAAGCAGACGGCAGCCUAGCCAGCCUGCAGUCAGCAGAGCAGUUGCUGAACCACUUCAUAUGCGACGCGCCAUUGAGUGAAGGACGGGUGAUGGGCAGGGUUGAGAUGCAUGGUUGGACUGGGGGGAUUCCAGAAGAGAUUCUGAAAGGGGAACGAACGCAGCUCUGACUGUAGACUGUGAAGGGGGAAAAAAUGCUGGAGAUGGAUUUAUUGAAUGCUUAUUGAUGACUGUUUUAUGUUAAACUGUAAAUGAACAGCUAAUGCUGUUAGAUAACUUCUAAAAGUAUAUAAUUGUGUGUUCGUAGCAUUCCAUGACAAGUGUUCCCAUCCCUUGCUCAAUAACAACCUACCUAUAAUGCAAAUUAAUCACUUAUUUUCCUUUAUUAGCAUACCUAUGUGUAUUACAGUGUUGCAUCAAACAUUUCUCCCUUAUUUAAAUUAUGCAUGAUUAAUGGAUUUGAAAUGGGUAACAAAGAUAGGGAUAAGAUAGAUAAAAUAGCAAUUGAAAAACCUUGCUGCAGCUUGGAUCUAGUCGUUAGCUCAUAUAGUGUUAAAAUAUUCGGUGGGAAACGGAAGAUGUUUAGAUUAAGUUAUCUCGGUUUUUUAUGUGUCUUCUCCAUGCUGUAUAAAAUUAUAGCCACCAUAUUAUUUGCAUGUAUACAUUUAUAGUAAUUUGUCUGUAUAUAACCUCAUUGUACUUUCUUGAAUGUGAUGUUUUAUGCUGUAAACUGUAAGUACCAAUAUUAGAUCAAGUAGCCUUGUCUCCAUGCUGACCGAAUGACUCACUUUAACCUGUUAAAAACACCCGAUCGCAACACAUUUAACUAUGUCUAUAUUGCAUCUAAUAAAGCAAAUGAGUUAGACUCAGUAUUAACUUUA
Molecule: messenger RNA, 5913 nt
Organism: Fundulus heteroclitus (mummichog)
Lineage: Eukaryota; Metazoa; Chordata; Actinopteri; Cyprinodontiformes; Fundulidae
Exons: 8
Coding region: 166-5202 (1678 amino acids)
Source: RefSeq, a predicted model, not a curated record